CUACUCUUACCUCUCUCUCAAACCCAUCACAGCAAGCUUCGAAUUUCAUCCAUCCAUCCAUCCCUAUCUGCCAUCGUUCACAUACUUGCUCGUUAAGUUUAGUUGUUUGUUUUCAUAUUCUAGCUAAUCCUAAACGGAAUGGCCGAAGAAGUUCGUCACAAUAUCUACCCGGCGACCAAGACCGAUGAGAGCGGGAGCACCAUCAUCAAGACUGAGACUGAGGAGAGUUCAGUUGAGACCCAAGAUCGUGGGUUGUUUGAUUUCUUGGGGAAGAAAAAAGAAGAGAAUGAGCCCAAAGAGAAGGUGAUCGGAUCGAACACUGAGAUCGGCUCGGAGUUCGAGAAGGUGUAUGUGUCUGAACCUGUGAGGAAGAACGAAGAAUACGAAGAGGUAAAAGAAGAGCCCAAGGAAGAAGAAAAGAAGCAUGGCCUUCUCGAGAAGCUCCACCGAUCCGGCAGCAGCUGUAGCUCUUCAAGCGAUGAGGAAGAAGUGGAAGAGGGAGGAGAGAAGAAGAAGAAAAAGAAAUUGAAGGACAACAUCAAGGAAAAGAUAUCAGGAGAUCACAAGGAAGAAGACAAGGUUGAGAAGUACGAAGAGACGGCCGUGCCAAUCGAGAAAUACGAAGAACCAGUACCAGUCAAUGUUGCAGAGCCAACUUGUGAACCAGAGGAAAAGAAAGGGUUCCUAGAAAAGAUCAAGGAUAAACUACCAGGUGGACACAAGAAGACAGAAGAGGUGCCUCCAUCACCACCACCACCACCACCGGCGGAGGAGUACGGCUCCCCUGACGGUGAGGCCAAGGAGAAAAAGGGUUUUAUGGAGAAGAUAAAGGAAAAGAUUCCUGGGUACCACCCAAAGACCGAAGAUGAAAAAGAGAAGGGAAAAGAAGAAGGAAAGUAAUGCGCACCACACUGUUAAGUAUUGUGUUUGUGAGUGUCAUCAUUGUUGUGAUGUUUGGAUUGUUAUUAAAUUCUCGUUUGUUGCCUUUGUGUUGCAGUUUGCUUGAUAUAUAACAGGCUUUCAUACGCUUGGUAAUAUAUAUAUAUAUAUAUAUAU
Ilex paraguariensis (yerba mate) is the source of this 1056-nucleotide messenger RNA. Lineage: Eukaryota; Viridiplantae; Streptophyta; Magnoliopsida; Aquifoliales; Aquifoliaceae. The record is from the annotation of a GenBank genome assembly.